AUGUCUGCACUUAUGCGUCGCCAGGACCACCACGACGGUGGUGAUGCCGGAGGAGGCUGGAUUUCGAGCUCUCCUGAUGGGUCUCACCGCCGAGCAAAGGGCACUUAUCGGGCGAUUGUUGGUGGAGAUAGACGGCCCAAGAGAGCCCCGGGUGCUGAACAAGGCGAGGCCUCUGAGAAGGCAAAGGACCCCGUCAAGGGCAAACUCAGCAACCUGGUAACACAAUGCAAGAAUGCAGUGAAGAAGUUGGAGGAUCACGACAGCGGCAAAGCAACUCUCAGCGAAGAGGAAGUCGGCAAGCUCAGAAGCAAGAAGAAAUUCUACGACGACUAUUGCCAAUUGCCUCGGAAUGCCACCGAGCAAAGGAUGCAAAUGCUCUCCUCCUGGGAGCAAGACAAGACAGGGAAGAUGUGGGCCGAGAAGAUCCAGUCCCUGGAGAACGACAAGGCGACCACCGCCAGCAAGGUGGGUGGGUUCUUGUCUCGUUGGGAGAUCGCCGACCAGGAGAACCUGAACCUUCAGAUCCCCGAGCAGAAGAAGCUUUGGGAGUCCAUCCUCGAGGAAAUCCCCUAUGAUGAGGAAUGGAACCAAGAGGAUAAUCGUGAGCGAGCCCUUGCAAAAGCCGGGGAACGUCGCUACCACUACGGCAAAACCAAGAUGACAACGACAACGGACACAGUUCGUCACAAAGAGACGAUGCAGGCCGGGUACAACCUGAACGACAAGGAGAAGAAGCAGGCCUUGCAGGACAGCCCCAAUCAGCCUUCAAUCGAAAUCCGGGAUCCCCUUUUGGUUGCCUUGAGGCAAGAGCUGCAGACCAUGAACUCCGGGAAAAAGGCUGUCGAGAGAAACCUGAGCACGAUCAAGGAUCUCCAGGUUUUCGCGAACACUAAGGGCCUGAGCAAGAUGAAAGAUGCUGCAGCAGAUGCCCUCACACCACUCGACAACUUCCUGGUCACCUUGAGGGAGGACUUUGCAAAGCUCGAUGCCCUGGACGUCGGGAGCGAGGAGUCGGUCCAGCAGGCCAAGGACAUUAACACGCAGGCAGGUGUGCACGUGGAUGCUGCUGGCAGAGUCAUCAAGAAGUUGAAGACGAUGAACGAGGUGGAAGCUUCAAAAAGGUUAAGAACACGCAUCGGCAAUUUGAUGCUGAGCAAUACCAUUUCUGGUAUCGAAGCUAGCCGCCUUUUUCGAGAUGCGGACUUAGCCAAUGCAGAAAAUGUGAAGGAUUUGGCUGCAUGUGGCACCGGCCGAGCGGAUGACAUCCCUAAGAAAAGGGAUUUGGUGCGCCGCCUUGGCAUUAACCGGCAUUGGCCGGAUCCGUAUUGGUGCAAGCUGCCGCUUUGGUGCAUGGCUCAGCAAGUGGCAACCGAGGAGUGGGUGCCACUGUGGCUUCCCCAUGAGCUGCUGCAUGCACUGGAGUCCAAGGCUGCCGGCUUAAACACCAUGAGGGAUUUAAGCUGCAUGGAGCCGGGCGAGGUGGCUCUGCUCCGCCAGUGCUGUGAGAAGGCUGGUUUGGAAGAGGGCUCUGCAGUGGCCCUGGGGAUUUGGGGCGAUGGGGUUCCGAUCACUCGUGAUCGUACCCAAUCGGCGGAAGUCUUAAGCCUCAACAUUCUCAGCCACUCUCAGCGAGGUGCAUUGCGAUUUCCCUUAGCCUUGAUGCAAAAGCAUUUGAUGUUGAAGGAGUUCACAUGGGAUGCUGUCCUGUCGAUCAUGGCCUGGUCCUUCGCUUUUCUCGCAGCAGGCAUUUCGCCAUCGAGUCGCCACGAUGGGACGGCAUGGUUGCCUAGCGACAAAGCAAGGAGGGCACGAAGCGGAUUGCAACUACCCAGGGCAUUCCUGAUUCAAGUCCGAGGCGACUGGGCCUUCUACAAGCAGACGUUGUACAUGCCGGCCUGGAACAGGAAAGAUGGCUGCUGCUGGUUGUGCAACAUCAAGCCCUCCGAGCUGCAUAUGGUGGCUCCUAACUCUCCCUGGAUGCACAAUCGCAAGUCGCACUGGGAUGCCGUGUGCGAGAUGCCCAGGAAGAGCCCUCUGCUGGGUUCUCCUUUUUUUUCGCUGGCAAUGUGCCAGCUCGAUUGGCUCCACAUAGUGGACAUCGGGGUGGCCCUCGAGUUUCAAGGAAGCUUAUUUCACUACGUGUGCUUGAAGAAACUGCAAGGCAACCUGCAAGUGGCAUGCCGUGAGCUGUUUUUCAUGAUCAAGGAAUAUUAUUCCGCCAACAAUGUCGGAAGCCAGUUGGGCGAACUGAAGCCCACUAUGCUCAAGGGUAAAGGAAAACCAUACCCAAAGCUUCGGGCGAAAGCGGCGGAGAGCCGAGCAUUGGUGCCGUUCAGCGAGAUCCUGGCCCAGGCCGUGCUAGUUCCCGAAGAUCCCUUCGACAACGUGCUCAUGAAAGCUGCCAGCUCCUUCGCUCGCUGCUACGAUCAGCUUUCCAAGGACUCCUUUCAGCCGGCCACUUUGGCACAGGAGGCCUUCGAAUUCGCUUCGAGAUACGUGGAUCUCAACAAGGAGGCGGAGAGACUAGGCAUGAAGCUUUUCAAAAUAAAGCCUAAGUUGCACAUGUUUUUGGAAUUGUCUUACUGCUGCACCUGCUCUCCUUCAGCGAACUGGUGCUACAGGGAUGAGGAUUUUGCUGGCAAGGUUGCAAUGGCAGCUUUUCGGCGAGGCGGUGCCAACACCGUGCGAGCACUGGCAGAGUCUUACUUCUUACGCUGGAAAUCCAUGUAUGCAGUUCCAGAAUUGUGCUGA
This is a messenger RNA of Symbiodinium sp. CCMP2592, 2751 nucleotides long. The record is from the annotation of a GenBank genome assembly. Lineage: Eukaryota; Dinophyceae; Suessiales; Symbiodiniaceae.